AACCUUUUUAUAUUAUGUUUUAUCUUGGCAUGUAGCAUGCAUUAAGGAUAAAAUAUAAUUUUGUAAAUCGGCGCUUUCUAAUAACUUUUCAUGUUUUACUGAUUUCAGUAAUUGAUAUUGGGUUACAAUCAAGUCUUAAAGGUUUAAAAGUUUAUUAUACAAACUACAAAAUGGAUGACCAAGCAUGCCCUCGAUGUAAAACAACAAAAUACAGAAACCCUUCAUUGAAAUUAAUGGUCAAUGUUUGUGGACAUGCUUUGUGUGAAAGUUGUGUUGAAUUAUUGUUUCUUAAGGGAUCUGGAUCUUGCCCUGAUUGUAAUGUGCCUCUUCGCCGAAGUAAUUUUCGCGUUCAGUUAUUUGAAGAUUCAAUGGUAGAAAAAGAGAUUGAUAUAAGGAAGCGCAUUUUAAAAGAUUUUAAUAAGAAAGAGGAAGACUUUGCAAGCUUAAGAGACUAUAAUGAUUAUUUAGAGGAUAUAGAAUCAAUAAUUUUUAACUUAGUGAAUAAUAUUGAUAUAAUUAACACCAAUAAAAAAAUAGACCAGUAUAAAAAAGAUAAUAAAGAGCUAAUUAUGAAAAAUAAAGCAAAAAUUGGUAGGGAAGAAUUAGAAUUAGAAGAAAUAUUAGAAAUAGAGAAACAAAUGGAAGAUUUAAGGAGAACAGAAGUAUUAAGGAUAGAUCAAGAAGCUAAAAAACAGAAAAUAAGAGAAAAGGAAGCAUUGAUUGAUGAAUUAAUGUUUGCUGAUGGUGAUGCUAAGGAUAUAUUAAACACAUUCUCACAAAGUUUAGCAAAUAAACAAGAAGAGAUUGUACCCGUUCCUGUACCUAAAGUUACACAUUUCUCUAGUGGAGUAAAAUUCACAAGAGGGUCUGGUCAACAGCCAUUGCCUAUAAUAGAAGAAGGUCCACUUUACAAAUAUGAACCAUUGGUAAUACCAGACAGAUGUGGACCCGACACACCAUCAAUUCAGGAAAUUAUUAGUAAUGGGUAUUUGCAGCAUGUCAGAUCAGAAACCGAAACAGAGAAAGCGGGUGGCUAUAAAUCAACAUUGCCCUGUUUACGCGCUCUUCAAGAUGCACUCGCGGGGUUGUACCACACAAGUUGACGACAAUCGGCCACCACCGCCUAACUAACUAUUGUUUAUAAUUUCUAAGUCUAACCCAAAGACUACUCAUCAAUGUAAAUUGCUUCUGUUAUACCAUGUUUACAGCAACACUAACUAAUUAAACCAUCUCCUCAUAAACUUUCUAUACCAAAUAUUUCUAAACACAAUAGUUUGAAUGUUGUUAAUAAAUAACCAAUAUAAAAUAACCAAUUAUUAAAAUUUACUUACAUUACAUUUUUUUUCGUGUCGAACCUAUAACAGAUUCAAAAUUAAACGUUAAUUUCUUAAAAAAAGAUACCAGUGUUAAAAUUAUUUAUUUCUUAUUUGGUACUACAGAGCAUCUACAAAGCAUUCUGUGAACUGUUAUGUUUAUUUAAUAAAUGUUGAGUGAUA
Molecule: messenger RNA, 1496 nt
Organism: Pieris rapae (cabbage white)
Lineage: Eukaryota; Metazoa; Arthropoda; Insecta; Lepidoptera; Pieridae
Gene: Mat1
Product: CDK-activating kinase assembly factor MAT1
Exons: 5
Coding region: 171-1103 (310 amino acids)
Biological process (GO): nucleotide-excision repair; positive regulation of cyclin-dependent protein serine/threonine kinase activity; regulation of transcription by RNA polymerase II
Cellular component (GO): transcription factor TFIIH holo complex
Molecular function (GO): cyclin-dependent protein serine/threonine kinase activator activity
Source: RefSeq, a predicted model, not a curated record